AUGGAACCUUCUUUUCCGUUAUUUCGACUCCCUAAAAAUGUUAUCGUCCAAGUUCUCCAAAGCACGGAUCCCAAAGAACUAUUAAUCAUAUCCCUUGUCUCAACAAAAACCAAAAACCUUGUCACAUCAUUGGGAUUAAGAGCCCGUAAUAUUUUUAUCGCUUUUUAUCAUGAGGUUAGUAUAACUGUGAACAUUGGAAGAUUCGGAUGGAAUUUGAUCUUUCGAAACGAUCCGAAUGAUCAGAAUGCAGAAUUUGACAUUACUCGUCCAAUAUCUGCUUCUACUUUUUCUCUACACAAAACUUUUCAACCAUCAACUCCAUUCAACUUCAACAAUUGGCUAGAUCACAUUCUGACUGUAUUCUGUUAUACUAAACCACUAACCGUAGCAUUCGAGCCAGGCAGUGAGCGAUUUGAAAUGCAAUCGCUGAAGAUUUCGUUGAAAAACGUCAAUUUUGCUAAAAUUCAAGGUGUUACUAAUAUUCGGACUAAGGAAAUUUUGAAAACUUUCAAAGACUUGAACGCAUUAUAUCUGAGAAGUAUCAUAUUUGAAGAUGCUUGUGAAGUUCAGAAAUUCUUCAUUCAAAACUUCAAAACAAUCAUAUUUCAUGAUGUAUACUCACUGGAUGACAUGUUAUUGGCCAACAGUGAAAUAGUCAACUUCCGCCGUCCAACAACCCACAAGCAAUUCAAUCGAUUCGUCAAACACUGGAUCCGCGGCUCAAAUCCACGACUGCAAUGCAUGUAUUUAUCAAUCACUAACAGUAAUUCCGUAAGCAGAGAUGUGCUUCUGAAAGGAAUUCAAUGUGUUGAUGUGGCAGAAGAAAAGCAACUAGAAAUCUGUCGGAAACAAGGAAUUGUCAGUGAUAAUAUGGUUGAGAUCAGACGAAAAGAUGGGACCCCUGCAGUGAUUGCGACCAAGGAGUACGAAAAUAAUAUUCUUCGUAUCCGUUUCCUCGUGUUUUACUAA
Caenorhabditis remanei is the source of this 969-nucleotide messenger RNA. RefSeq lists its product as uncharacterized. The record is from RefSeq and is a predicted model, not a curated record. Gene Ontology annotation, molecular function: protein binding. The transcript has 2 exons. Lineage: Eukaryota; Metazoa; Nematoda; Chromadorea; Rhabditida; Rhabditidae. Bases 1 to 969 code for a protein of 322 amino acids.